AUGAAACUUUUACUUCUUUUUCUUCUUUCCUUUUGCUUCUUAAAAGUUAAUUUAGCAGCAAAUAUCCUCUGUUUAUUCUCAAAACCUGCUUACAGUCAUCAAUUGGUCUACCGCUCAAUUACGGAAAAGCUUCUUGAAGCUGGUCAUAAAAUAACUUUAAUGACAACCCAUCCAAGUGAAAGUGAAAAGCGACAUGUGAAUUUAACGCUUAUUGAUGUGUCAUUUAGUGUAAAGAUUCAUGAAGAGAUUCUUAAAAAGGCUUCAGAAAACAAGGAACAAAGCUUUAAAGAUGUAAUUUACAAUAUGGUUGACUCUGAAGCGUUGUUAGUUGAAGAACAAAUAAAAUCAGAAGGAAUGCAAAAUCUGAUUAAAAAUUCGAAUGCAAAAUUUGAUUUGCUUAUUUUAGAAUCAUCUGGGAUAAGUCCAAUGCAUGCUUUUGCAGAAUUAUUUAACAUUCCUGUUGUUGGAAUUACUUCGUCUGAUGCUACUGCGCCUGGUCAUGAAAUUAUGGGAAAUGUUAUGAACCCAGUCGCUCAUCCUGACAGAAUUCUUCCUUUUACUUCCGCCAAAACUUUCUUCCAACGACUAGGUAGUUGCACGUUGAUGUUGAUGGUAAACUUUUUCAUUAUUCCAAGGGCAGCAAAUAAUUAUGAUGCAAUUGUGGCGAAACAUUUUCCAACUGUUCAAAAAUCUUACAUGGAUUUAGUCAGCAAUGUUGACUUACAAUUGAUCAACGCACAUCCAGCUUUUGGCUUCAUUCGACCAAUUCUUCCGAACACAAUUCAAUUAGGAUUUCUUCAUGUGAAACCACCAAAACCACUUCCAAAUGAUCUCAAAGAUAUUGUAGACAAAUCAAAGCAUGGAGUCAUUUAUAUAAGUUUUGGAACUGUCGUUAAAAUAACUAAAGACGAUGAACAUUUCGUGAAACUCCUUGACGCUUUAAGCGAGCUUCCGUACGAUGUGUUGUGGAAGUUUGAUAACGAACUUCCAAAAUCAAUUCCAAAAAAUGUAAAAUUCAUGACAUGGUACCCGCAGUCAGAUAUUCUCGCACAUCCAAAUGUUAAACUUUUCAUCACUCACGGUGGCCAACAUUCAGUCGAGGAAUCAAUCAUACGACAAGUUCCAAUGGUGAUUUGUCCAUUUCAAGGCGAUCAAUUUGCUAAUGCAGAACGAUCAGUUGAGAGAGGAAUCGCUGAGAUUUUAAAUAUCUAUGAUGAUUUAACUUCGGAACAGAUUAAACGUGUUAUCACAGAAGUUAUCAGCAAUCUGAAUCACCAACAAGUCUUUCGAGCAGUAACUGAAAAGCUACUAGAAGCUGGUCAUUCGAUCACUUUACUCUCUACUCAUCCUACAGAAGGUGAAAGAAAUCACAAGAAUGUUACACUCAUAGACGUCUCAUACACAAUUAAAAUUUUUCGAGAAGCUCUCGAAGUUUUCCAAACAGAAAAACUUUCAAUUCAAGAAGCUGCAAGUAAAAUGAAAGACAUGGAAGUGUCUAUGAUAACUAAACAAAUAAGUUCACAAGAAAUUCAAAAUUUGUUGGGAAGUAAAACUUUAAAAUUUGAUUUAUUGAUCUUGGAGAUUUGCGGUGCGAGUCCGCUCCAUGCCUUUGCAGAGUAUUUCAAUAUUCCAGUUGUUGGAAUAACUUCGUCUGACGCAUUUUCAAUCCACCACGAAGUGAUGGGAAAUGAAGCUAAUCUAAUCUCACAUCCAGAUCGAAUGGCUAAAUUCACAUUUGCAAGAACAUUUCUGCAACGACUCAAAAGUUGUUUUUUAAAUAUUUUUCUCCGAUAUUUUGUGACUUUACAGCUUUCGGAAGAAUUUGACGAUGUCGUGAAAAAGAAUUUUCCAAAUGUCAACAAACCCUACACGGAGUUAAUAAGUAAUGUUGAUUUGUUGCUGGUCAACGCACAUCCUGCUUUAGGCUUCAUUCGACCGAUUCUUCCUAACACAAUUCAAUUAGGAUUCCUUCAUGUAAAACCACCGAAACCACUUCCAAAUGAUCUCAAAGAUAUUCUAGACAAAUCAAAGCAUGGAGUCAUUUAUAUAAGUUUUGGAACUGCUAUGACAUCAAGAAUGGCAGAAAGAUUUUUUGAGACAUUUCUGAGAGCAUUUGAUGGUUUGCCUUACGAUGUUUUAUGGAAAUUUGAGAAGGAAAACUUAAGUUCAACGCCAUCAAAUGUUCACAUAAGGAAAUGGUUUCCGCAAUCAGAUUUAUUGGCACAUCCAAAUGUUAAACUGUUCAUAACUCAUGGAGGUCAACAUUCAAUCGAAGAAGCAAUACUGCGACGAGUCCCGAUGAUUGUUUGUCCAUUCCAAGGUGAUCAGUUUGCUAAUGCCGAGCGAAUAGUUGAAAGAAAGAUCGCAAGACAAUUAAAUAUUCUGAAUUCAUUGGAUUCGGAUGAAAUUAAGCACGCUAUAAACGAAGUUAUCGUCGAUGAAAGUUUAAAGAUUAACGUUGAGAAACUAGCAAAACUCGUCGAAGAUGUUCCUGUGAAGUCUCCCGAAAAAGCUUUAUGGUAUAUUGAAUAUGUGAUACGGAAUAAAGGCGCCAAACAUUUGCGAUAUCCACAGAAAGAAAUUCCUUUUUAUCAGUACCAUUAUUAUGAUAUUUUCUUAUCUGUCAUUAUCACUUUCACACUCAUUCUUAUGGUUGUCGUUACACUUUUUAAGCUACUUAUAAAAUCAUUCAGCAAGAUAUUAGUAAUGGUCUCAAAUAAGUACAAGAAAGAUUAAAUCAAGACGAUAAAAUUCCGCAUAGUGAUGAAAUAUGGAUUUGAACAUUAACUUCGAUACUUUUAUUCCAUUUUAUUAUCAUUAAAAAUAAUUACAAACGCCAUAAAAAAAGUCAUUUUUAAUUGCACUCUUUCUAAUAUGUGCGUUGUUGUUCGACAAUAAAAAAGUCCACUUAUCGACAAAGUAUUAAAAAUGAUCAUAAGCGAAAUCAUUAAUGGAUAAUCACAUAUGUACAUGUGUUGCAUAGAAAAUAUUUACUUGCGAUAUUUAUGUAGUGAAAGUAUUUAAUAAAAG
Messenger RNA from Clunio marinus, 3030 nucleotides. NCBI's taxonomy places the organism in Eukaryota, Metazoa, Arthropoda, Insecta, Diptera, Chironomidae. The record is from the annotation of a GenBank genome assembly.